Messenger RNA from Triticum aestivum (bread wheat), 940 nucleotides. RefSeq names its product classical arabinogalactan protein 26. Lineage: Eukaryota; Viridiplantae; Streptophyta; Magnoliopsida; Poales; Poaceae. The record is from RefSeq and is a predicted model, not a curated record. The coding region runs from base 137 to 610 and encodes 157 amino acids. The transcript has a single exon.
GCUCUGUCCACCCGCUUUCCGGCCCCGGCCAGCCUCCAAAACCGACCAAACCAAUUCAUCAGUCACUCACUCACACGACUCGUCCAGCAGCCCUCUCGCUCUCCGCGCCACGCCGCGCACGCACACGCGGCUCACGAUGGCAAGAACCGGAGCGCGCGCCCGGCGCCACGCACUCCUGCUCGCCGCUCUCGCGCUCUGCGCCGCGUGCGCGUGCGUGCCGGCAGCCCACGCGGGCGCGCUCCGGGCGUCGGCCAUCUCCGCGGCGCCGGAGCCGUCGCCGUACCCUCUGCUGCAGCCGCGCCACCGCCACGCGAGCGCCCCCACCGCGCUCCCGCCGUCGCUCUCGCUCUCCCCGGACAUAAUGCCGCUGCUCCCGUCCCCGAGCCCCGGCGACGACACGCUGGCGCCGUCCGACGCGGCGGCCACCAUCCCGUCCAGCCCGAGCCCGCCCAACCCCGACGCGCUCGAGCCCGACUCCGCCUUCGCGCCCUUCGGCUCCGCCGCGCCCGCCGCUGUCGCCGGAAUGCAGUCCUCCGCUCCGUCGCGGCCCCGCAUGGCGUGGGCGGUGCUCCCGGCCGUGGGGCUCGUGGCCGCCAUGUGGUUGGCGUAGCGGAUAGGACAGAGUGGGGGACGGCGGCAGCAAUCCGCCAGGCCUGGGGCGUGCAGGGAAAGUUGGCCACUGGGCUGGUCGGUCGGCUGGGCAGGAUUUGCAUGAGCUUCAACCGAAGAGAAUUAUUACUUUUUGUUCUUACAAUGUUCUUGGCCAUCUCUUGUAAAUUUCAUCCUUAGUUGAUAAAUUGUUUCUCAGGUGCUACAUUCUAUAGCCUUUUCUGUAGUUUUCUGAUUUUUUAUGUGUGGAGAUCAUUUGGGCCAUUCUUGUAAUAAGGUUAGACUGGAUGGGUUAUUAGCUGAUUGAUAAUAAUCUAAUGUCAUUUCUUGA